AUGAGUUUUGACCCCGUACAGGUCAUGAAGGGGCAAGACCCCGUGACCUCUUCACCCGCCGCCAACGGGGAAAGCAAAGGCUCCUGGGACGACAGCAAGGAAUUGUAUGAGAACAUGGGCACCACCACGAAACCCAAAUCACCAAAACCAGAAAACGCCGUUACCAUCGCUGUGUCGUCGAGGGUUUUGUUCCGCACGGAGAAAGAACAGAAGGUGUUUGAACAGAAGGGGGUGGAGGAGUACCUCAGGUAUCAGGUGGAGCACGAGAAUGAGCCAUUUGCCCCUGGCCCAGCUUUCGCAUUUGUUAAGGCUCUGGAGUCAGUAAACACACGGUUGCGGGAGCUUUAUCCCGAAAGCGAGGAGCUCUUCGAUAUUGUCCUGGUGACCUACAACCACGCCACUGUCGGAAUACGACUUAUCAACACCAUCAACCACCAUAAUCUGUUUAUCGAGCGGUUCUGCAUGACAGGGGGCAGCAGUCCGAUUGGUUAUCUGAAGGCGUGGCACACUGACCUCUACCUUUCUGCAGAUGAAGAGAAGGUACAAGAAGCAUUGGCUGAAGGCAUUGCGGCAGCCACCAUGUUCAUGCCAGAGAAGUUGACUGAGGUAUCAGAGACUCAGCUGAGGGUAGCCUUUGACGGCGAUGCUGUUCUCUUCUCCGAUGAGUCAGAGCGUAUUUUCAAAGCUCACGGACUAGACAAGUUCUUUGAACACGAAAGGGAACACGAGAACACACUCCUGGAUCAUGGACCUUUGAAGGGUUUUUUAGAGGCUCUGGGAAAGCUCCAGAAGAAAUUCUACGCCAAGGGCCACCGUCUGGACUGCCCCAUCCGCACCUACCUGGUGACAGCCCGCAGUGCGGCCAGUUCGGGCAUCCGUGCCCUUAAGACGCUGCGGGCCUGGGGACUUGAAAUGGAUGAGGCUCUCUUUCUCGCUGGAGCCCCAAAGGGCCCCAUGUUGGAGAAGAUCCGGCCCCACAUCUAUUUUGACGAUCAGAUGUUCCACGUGGAAGGCGCAGCAGAGAUGGGUACCAUCGCAGCCCAUGUGCCGUACGGGAUUGCUCAGAAACACCAACACAAAAAGAGCAACAAGACAGCUAAGUAA
Chanos chanos (milkfish) is the source of this 1104-nucleotide messenger RNA. It is a transcript of the gene nt5c1aa, whose product is annotated as 5'-nucleotidase, cytosolic IAa. Bases 1 to 1104 code for a protein of 367 amino acids. NCBI's taxonomy places the organism in Eukaryota, Metazoa, Chordata, Actinopteri, Gonorynchiformes, Chanidae. The record is from RefSeq and is a predicted model, not a curated record. Gene Ontology annotation, cellular component: cytosol; cytoplasm. Gene Ontology annotation, molecular function: 5'-nucleotidase activity; magnesium ion binding; nucleotide binding. Gene Ontology annotation, biological process: adenosine metabolic process; nucleotide metabolic process. The transcript is spliced from 6 exons.